This is a messenger RNA of Spodoptera frugiperda (fall armyworm), 1012 nucleotides long. RefSeq lists its product as uncharacterized. NCBI's taxonomy places the organism in Eukaryota, Metazoa, Arthropoda, Insecta, Lepidoptera, Noctuidae. The transcript has 2 exons. The coding region runs from base 542 to 1012 and encodes 156 amino acids. The record is from RefSeq and is a predicted model, not a curated record.
AGUGACAGCCAAUAAAUAAAUUAUUUACACUAAUAAAUUAUAAAUGCUUACAAUAAUACGAAAUUAUGUAUAACCGAUGUAUUACGAUGUAUGUAAAUACAGUAUAAAGUACAUAAAUAAAUACAUGACAAUCAUGGAAUCCGACCAAAAAUAUAUGUUGUGAAAAUUCAAUCUUGUAGCUUAGCACCAACUAACGCUCCGCAUAGCUCAAGACGCGGUAUUGUGACUGGCUUAACUGGUGCGACUUGCGUCUUGGUACAAAGUAUCCUAACCGUGGCUGGAGAAUACCUAAAACACUUGUAAAAGCCAUCAUACUGGUCGUCGCAUCGCGCUGCGCGGCGAGUCGCGGCUCUGCGCGGCGCAGCGGCGCGCGGCGCCUCAAGGAGUACUGGCCACAAGAUGGCCAUUACAUUUUAAUUUUUUUAGUGCUAAAUAUUUUGACGGAUUUUGACAAUGUCGUGUAGUGUAAAUAGUGUUUUUAUCUUUUUAAGCAUUUUUUAUAUCUUUUUUACCUUAAGUAUACUGUUAUAGUCCAGGCUAUAUGCCUUAUGAUGUUGGAAGCAGCAGCUACGCCGGUCAGAGCGCCAGUCAACCUGCCGCAUUCCUGGAUGGGACUCUGGUUCGUGGGGCCAUCGACUCCUUUCGAAAUGGUUCUGCCGGCGGCCUCGACGGCUUGUCCCCUCAACAUCUAAAGGACCUAACGUGUUCAAGCGCCGGGGAAGCUGGUGAGUCCCUUUUGAGGGAGUUGACGGCCCUAAUUAAUUUAAUGCUCUCCGGCAAUGUGAACGAAUCCGUCAUCGACGUCUUGUACGGGGCUAAUUUAUGUGCCCUGCGGAAGAGGGAUGGCGGUAUUCGUCCCAUUGCCGUAGGUUGCACCUAUAGGCGUAUCGCAGCCAAAAUUUGCUGUGCAUUUUACAAUGAGUCGUUGGCCAGCAAAUUCCAGCCCUCACAAUUAGGCUUUGGUUCCAAAGGGGCUGCGAGGCUGCGGUACAUGCCCUUUCUACCUUUAUAA